Molecule: messenger RNA, 858 nt
Organism: Aphanomyces invadans
Lineage: Eukaryota; Oomycota; Saprolegniomycetes; Saprolegniales; Verrucalvaceae
Product: phosphoserine phosphatase SerB
Exons: 2
Coding region: 54-803 (249 amino acids)
Biological process (GO): dephosphorylation; L-serine biosynthetic process
Cellular component (GO): cytoplasm
Molecular function (GO): magnesium ion binding; L-phosphoserine phosphatase activity
Source: RefSeq, a predicted model, not a curated record
GGGAUGGUGGCGUGCGAUGGCAGUUCCAUCGUUUCCAAGUCGUUUCACCGCCCAUGGCGCAUCUCUUCCCCCGAAUGAAGCUAACAACGGUGCUGUGGAAGGGUAUGUCCAAGGAUAAUCUCAAGCAGCACAGAUACUCGAGCUCUGCGGCGGCGAUUUGGAAAUCCGCCCAAGCAGUGUGCUUUGACGUGGACAGCACCGUGUGCAGCGAGGAGGGGAUCGAUGUCCUGGCAGCGCAUUGCGGUCAAGGGCAACGCGUCGCAGCUUGGACGACAAAGGCCAUGAACGGAGGCGUGAAGUUCGAAGAUGCUCUUGCGGCGCGUCUAGACAUCAUUAAACCGUCAAGAAAGGACAUUGCCGAUUGCCUGCGCGUCCAUCCACCGCAGCUCACGCCUGGCAUUGAAAGUUUGAUCAGUGGACUUCAUGCGCGCAACAUCCACGUUUACUUUGUCUCGGGUGGCUUUCGCCUCAUGAUCGCCCCGAUUGCCGACCGACUGCACGUCCCAUCCACCAACGUCUUUGCGAAUACGAUCCACUUCGACGCGAACGGAUACUACGCCGGUUUUGAUGACACCGAGAUGACAUCUCGAGACGGCGGGAAGCCGCGCGUGUUGGAAAUGUUGAAGAAGGCGCAUGGGUACAAGACUGUCGUCAUGGUGGGCGACGGAGUCACCGACAUGCAAGCCAAGCCACCCGCGGAUCUCUUCGUUGGAUUCGGCGGGGUCGUGGAGCGCGAUGUUGUGAAGAAAAACGCAGACUGGUUCGUCAAGGACUUUGCCGAGCUGACCCAAGCUCUCCCUUGAGUCAUCCUGCACCGUGAAUUUGUCAUAAUCCACGACAAUUUUGACAGUUUCAAAA